Williopsis jadinii is the source of this 651-nucleotide messenger RNA. It is a transcript of the gene HIT1, whose product is annotated as Hit1p. Bases 156 to 584 code for a protein of 142 amino acids. Lineage: Eukaryota; Fungi; Ascomycota; Saccharomycetes; Phaffomycetales; Wickerhamomycetaceae. The record is from RefSeq and is a predicted model, not a curated record. The transcript has a single exon.
CCGUUCAGUUCGGUGUUAGGAUCCGUUUCCCAGGCAAUGAAAAUUUUCAUUUCUUUUUGUAUUUUUUUCCAGGCUGUGGUUUGCUCACCAACUCUUCUAUGGCUUGCUGCCUUCAGGGACCUUACAAUCGAUAGCAAACCAAUCCGUUAGUGUCGAUGGUUAAAGGGACGUGUGGGAUCUGUAUUGACAACGAUGCAAAAUACAAAUGUCCUAAAUGCGACGUUGUUUACUGCUCGUUGAAGUGUUUUAAGGAUCCAAAGCACGUACACAGCAAUGACAAUGAGACUGGAACACUAUCCGCAACAGUAGCAGAUGCAACCCAGCCAAUUGAACCUGUAGUUGGUACUACAGAGUACCAAUCAGUAUUCCAAGAUGAAAGGAUAAGGUAUCUACUCAAGUUUGAAGCAUUGAGAAUCCAUCUCUACUCAAUUUACAAAAUCCUCAAAGAUGAAAAAUUGACAAGGGAAAAGAAGUUAGAUCAGGCUAAUGAGAAGCUAAACUCUUUAAGAAUUGCCGGAGCUCAGGAGAACGAAUUGGUUGAAGAAUUUUGCGAAUUGGUGGUACAACUAAUACAAAAGAAAUGAUCAAGCUGAAAGUUUCAGUUUUGGUCUCAACAAUCCCCUUUGCCCCUUCACUUUGAUUCUAAAGAUU